Messenger RNA from Dalotia coriaria, 1382 nucleotides. Its product is annotated as tRNA-queuosine alpha-mannosyltransferase. The transcript is spliced from 5 exons. The coding region runs from base 170 to 1366 and encodes 398 amino acids. Gene Ontology annotation, molecular function: glycosyltransferase activity. The record is from RefSeq and is a predicted model, not a curated record. NCBI's taxonomy places the organism in Eukaryota, Metazoa, Arthropoda, Insecta, Coleoptera, Staphylinidae.
AUUGAGCGCAACGCAAAACCGCAAUCGACAACGUGAACCGAUAACUAGUUGAACUAGUUAUCAUUUGUCGCGCUGCAUUAUGUAAAUUACUUCGAUAAUAGGGAACGGUUUGAAGUGAACGAAUGCACGAUGAGUAAUUUGUUAAAGAAGUGGGAUUAGUAGUGUUAAAAUGGCAAAUUCAAGAAAGCACAAUAAUAAUUCAAGUGUGCGUCAACUUUCUGAAAUAGCAAACACGUUUCCACCAACAGAAGUUUGUUCAGAAACUUCUAGUGAUGUAUUUAUUUCAAAGGAAGUUUUGAAUCCUCAUAUUUUGUUUGUUGAGCCAUUUUACACUGGUUCACAUAAAGAAUUGAUAGACUUACUCCAUGAUUGGUCUCCAAAGAGUAGACUUAUUACUUUGAGUGGUAAAAAAUGGCCAUGGAGAGCAAGAUGUUCAGCUCUCAUUCUUUCAUCUCAUAUUCCACAAAUCACAACAGAGAAAACAAUCUUCUGCAGUUCAGUGUUGUCUUUGGCAGAACUCCUAGGUCUAAGACCAGACCUUCAAAAGCUUAAGAAAAUCGUCUAUUUUCAUGAAAAUCAAUUUGUUUAUCCGAUUCGCCAAAUUAAAGAUAGAGACGUGCAGUAUGCCUACAAUCAAAUUACAACUUGUUUAGCUGCGGAUGAACUAGUUUUUAAUUCAGAGUUUAAUCUGCGAAGUUUGCUAGAUAAUUUGAACAAAGUCGUUAAACUACUACCCGACUAUCGCCCGAAGGAUAUGCAACUCAAAAUACAGCCAAAGUGUAAAGUUUUGUAUUUUCCUGUUUGGUAUCCACUUUUACCUGACGAUCAAAGUGAAAAUUUAGAGUAUUUAACUAUAGUAUGGCCGCAUCGAUGGGAAUUCGACAAAGCGCCCGAGGUUUUUAUCAAUAUUUUAACGAAAUUGAAACAGAAAAAUUUGAAUUUUCGUGUACACAUCCUUGGCGGCAAUUUUGCUGAUGUGCCUGAUGUUUUAAACGACGUCAAGGAGAGUUUAAAAGAAAACAUUCUAACUUUUGGUUUUGUGGAAAGCAAGGAUGAAUAUUACGAUAUAUUAAUCAAUAGUGAUGUUGUGGUAUCAACAGCUAUACAUGAAUUCUUCGGGGUGGCAAUGUUGGAAGCAAUGUGCUACGGUUGCUUCCCGAUCGUGCCCAACAAACUAGUGUAUCCAGAAAUUUACCCACCACAAUGCCUUUACAACGAUGAAGCUGCAGCAGUGAAAAUGUUAACAGAUUACUGCAAGAAUCCAUCAAAGGCUAGAAUUGAUAGACAUGCACUGGAUUGUGGCUUUGACUUUGGAAGGUUUGCUUAUGGCACUUUAAGGCCACGAUAUAGGCAAUUACUUAAAUAAAAAGGUAGAAAUGAAA